Messenger RNA from Necator americanus (New World hookworm), 762 nucleotides. RefSeq lists its product as uncharacterized. Gene Ontology annotation, cellular component: cytoplasm; plasma membrane. Gene Ontology annotation, biological process: vesicle-mediated transport; intracellular protein transport. The transcript has 7 exons. Gene Ontology annotation, molecular function: GTPase activity; GTP binding. Bases 1 to 762 code for a protein of 253 amino acids. The record is from RefSeq and is a predicted model, not a curated record. Lineage: Eukaryota; Metazoa; Nematoda; Chromadorea; Rhabditida; Ancylostomatidae.
AUGUUAGAUGUGCAAGUUCGUCGGAGUCGAUCAUCGCUUGCCUCGCGCGGCGGUUGCGUACGCGCUGACGUGAUUCGUACAAUAACACGAUAUAAUUCCACAGCUUCAACCGUAAUAGUUUUCACUUCGUCCGCAGUCGCUGGCCUCGGAGUCGCUGACUCAUUCCAUUCGCCCGGCGAACUGCAAGAAAUGCGUUGGCGGUGCUUCGAGGCCCGGAUGGGUAACAUCUUUGGGAACCUGUUCAAAGGCCUUUUUGGCAAAAAGGAGAUGAGAAUUCUCAUGGUAGGAUUGGAUGCGGCCGGUAAAACGACAAUCCUAUAUAAAUUGAAGCUUGGCGAAAUUGUAACCACAAUUCCUACUAUUGGUUUCAACGUCGAAACAGUCGAGUACAAAAAUAUUUCGUUCACCGUAUGGGACGUAGGAGGUCAGGAUAAGAUCCGACCACUAUGGAGGCAUUAUUUCCAAAACACUCAGGGACUUAUUUUCGUCGUGGAUUCUAAUGAUCGUGAACGUGUAGGAGAAGCUCGAGAGGAGUUAAUGCGUAUGCUAGCCGAAGAUGAACUCAGGGAUGCUGUACUACUUGUUUUCGCCAACAAACAGGAUUUGCCCAAUGCUAUGAAUGCGGCUGAAGUUACGGAUAAACUAGGACUACAUACGUUGAGGAACAGGUCGUGGUACAUUCAGGCUACUUGUGCGACAUCGGGAGAUGGUCUUUACGAAGGUCUAGACUGGUUGAGCAAUCAGUUGAAGAACAGAGGCUAA